AUGAACGGUACAACGAUAGUGACUGUGAUGUUUGAUAAAUUAGUCACCUCUGAUGAUGAUCAACUAAAUGUGCCGGAAUAUACGCCUACGCCUUCGUCUGCAGUAAAUACUGAAAGUAUAAUUGCAGAAGAAAAUGAAUUAAAUGAUAUUGAUAAUGAACUUGAUUUGGGUAAUUUAAAUUCAGGAUCGCGUCAGCCAAUAUUAAAGGAGUAUCCUAAGACAAAAUUUGGAAGUCAAAAUCGAGGAUUUACACCUUCUUACUUUAGUGAGUUUAAUUGGCUUGAAUAUAGUGUUAGAAAAGAUAGCGUGUUUUGUUUUCCAUGCCGUAUUUUUGGAACUGCUCAUCUAACGGAAAAUACAUUUACUGUAAUAGGAUUUAAGAACUGGAAAAAAGUAAGUUUCACAACUAUUCUUAUUAAGAUUCUAAUUAGUCUAAAGUUGAAGUACCUAUGUAUUUAAAACAUAAAAAAUAACUUUUUUUUGUUUUUCUCGCCGCAUUUGAAUGUUUUUGGGAAUUUUCACUUUUCACCUCUUCAAGGUACCUCCGAUAUCAGACUUGCUACCGAAAACACAUCAUGGGGUUCAAAAUUGAAGAAUUAUUUUGAAUAGUUAUAGUGUACACAGGCACAAAAAAAAAAAAAA
This is a messenger RNA of Sipha flava (yellow sugarcane aphid), 642 nucleotides long. RefSeq lists its product as uncharacterized. The transcript is spliced from 3 exons. The coding region runs from base 1 to 459 and encodes 152 amino acids. Lineage: Eukaryota; Metazoa; Arthropoda; Insecta; Hemiptera; Aphididae. The record is from RefSeq and is a predicted model, not a curated record.